Molecule: messenger RNA, 312 nt
Organism: Folsomia candida
Lineage: Eukaryota; Metazoa; Arthropoda; Collembola; Entomobryomorpha; Isotomidae
Product: syntaxin-1B-like
Exons: 3
Coding region: 1-312 (103 amino acids)
Biological process (GO): exocytosis; intracellular protein transport; vesicle fusion
Cellular component (GO): endomembrane system; plasma membrane; SNARE complex
Molecular function (GO): SNAP receptor activity; SNARE binding
Source: RefSeq, a predicted model, not a curated record
AUGGAUGAACAACAAUUCCGCGAAAUAGACGGUCGACACAAAGACCUUAUCAAGUUGGAGGGAUUAAUUAAAGAAACGAACGGUCUGUUUGUGGACAUUUCUAACAUUACUGAUGCACAGGGCGAGAUUCUUGACAAUAUUGAGUACAACGUGACCAUUUCAGGAGACAAGAUAGGCUCAGGAACGAGAGAUGUCAGUAAUGUUCGUGAACGUAGAAAACAACUUCGCAAGAUAAAAAUUCUGAUGAUGAUGGUUUGCCUUGGAGUUGGAGCGGCUAUCGGUGUGACAAUCAUGUUUACUGUGUUCGUGUAA